ACAUCAAAACCAAUAAGUGUCUUGAUUUGAUGAUAAAGAACAAUUCUCAAGAAGGGAAACACCAUAAGUUCAAAUGCCAUUGUAUUUAAAAAAAAAAAAAAAAAAAAAAUUAAAAAGUCCUCAAGAAAAUUACAAAACCACAGCAAGAGUGCAAGACAACCGGUAAACAAAAUAUCAAGAACUUAGUAGCUAGGAACUAGUUUUGUGCUUGAGAUCUGAGAUUAUGAAUUUCGUUUUCUUUAUAAUUUAGGACUUAAAGAAUAAGAGAGAGCUCUCUAAAAUAUAUCUCAUAGACCCAAAUGGCCUCUAAUGGAUCAAGAAAAAAAAUGUUGGUGCCAUAACUUUUUUUAGUGGAAGGAUUCAGACCAUCUAUUAUGUGAGACUCCCCAUGAGAUCUGUCUAGAUGAGUUAUUUUAUAUGUGGGUUACCUAAAAUUUUACAUUAUAAAAUCUUUAAAAAAUUGUAGAUACGCCCACAUGCAUAAGAGGCUAACAGUCUACCUACCCCCACCCCCCCAACAAAGAAAAAAGAGACAGAAAUACUGUUCUUAUUCUGAUACUAUGUAAAUUUGUUAGAGAAGAAUGUAAUAUAUUGGUUGUUUGGAAGGUUAUAUAUAACUCCGUACCAAAAGGCCCUUAAAUUCCUACUUUAAAAAGAGAUAGUGGUGACAAAUCGGAGUCAAGUCAUGAUGAAUCUUGCAGCUGAGAAAAAAUGGGUCUUAGCUCUUUAUGGAGUGGAAAACAAAAGCACCCAUGUACGUUGGGGACAAGAAUGAUUGAUCUUGAGUUGGGUCCUUUCAUAUAGUAUAAAGAAUGUACCAUGUACCUCCACUUCUAUUGCUUUUAUUUUCUUCAAUAAAGAAACAAGCAAGCAAUUGGACUCACCCUCUUAUUAAAUGUCUAACUGUUCUUCAUCUUCAUCAUCUUGCUCUUGCUUUCUUACUAUUUAGAAGUUGCACUCUUGCCACUAUCUUUGAAGAGCCUCAACUGAGUGUGCACGUAUUACAAUUGAAAAGGCGCCGUUUGGCUUCUUGCAUUAAUUUCAGCUCUAUAAAAUAAGAAAAGCAUUUUCAAGACGUAUAAAGAAUGUACCACGUAUACCUCCACUUCUAGUGCUUUGAAUUUGUUCAAUAAUGUAACAAGCAACUUGGUCUCACCUCCCUUGUUAAAUAUCUAACUCUUCUCCCUCUUCAUCAUCAUCAUCAUCAUCUUGUUCUUGCUUUCUUAGUAUCAAAAGUAGCAGCCUUGUCAUUCUCUUGAAGACUUGAGUGGAAGUAUUAGUGUUGAAAAGGCAUUAAGCCCAUUUUAUUGUUGAUGUCAGUGAGCUCGUGUGUCGCCAAAUGCUUGUCGCAUCGGCUGGAGAACAUAGAUGAAAAUGCUCCACCAAAGUGGCUGCCAAUAUCUUCUGCCCAACCUGAAACUCCAACCGAGUCCAUGGAGUUUCUUGCCAGAUCAUGGAGUCUUUCAGCGAUGGAACUAUCCAAAGCUCUUACCAGCACAGAUAUUGCUUCUAAUAUUCUUGACAAGACACCAUUAAGCUCCAUUGGCAUUGAAGCACAUGAUGCAACUCAUGCAAGUUCUAUGACUUCAAAAGAAUAUCAGUUACCAAGUGGGGACAGCCCUCCAAUUUCACCAAGAGACAGUGAUGAAAUGAAGGAAAUAUUUUUACUUCAUCAAGCACUCAAUCCAGAGUUCAUUUCCAGUCAUCUGCUCAUAAAUGGGCUAUACAGGAGCUUACUGAGAGGGAAAACAAUGGGGAGGUGGUUAAAAGAUCAGAAGGAAAGGAAGAAGCAGGAAAUCCGAACCCAUAAUGCACAGUUGCAUGCAGCAGUAUCUGUGGCAGGGGUUGCUGCUGCUGUUGCGGCACUUGCAGCUUCAAAUGCAUCUCCUGAUAUGUCAGCUGCCCAUCCGAAAAUGCCUUCCAAAAUAUCUACAACAAUAGCAUCUGCAGCAGCUCUAGUAGCAUCCCAUUGCAUUGAGAUUGCAGAGGAAAUGGGAGCUGAUCAUAACCAUAUCUCAACAACAGUCAACUCUGCAAUUAAUGCAAGGACUAACGGAGAUAUCAUGACCCUAACAGCUGGAGCAGCUACAGCCUUAAGAGCAGCUGCCACCCUAAGGGCCAGGCUGCAAAAGGGGAAUGGAGCUGCAACCUUUGCUCAGGCUGACGAAAUGGGUGAAGAAGGCAAAGAACCUAACAUCUUGACAGCUUUGAACUUUGUCUCUAAAGGAGGAGAGCUUCUCAAACGUACAAGGAAAGGGGCUCUCCACUGGAAGCGAGUCUCUUUCAACAUAAAUUCAAAUUGGCAGGUUGUAGCUAAAAUGAAAAGCAAGCACAUGGCAGGAACAUUUACUAAAACAAAGAAAUGUAUAGUCUCUGGGGUCUACAAUGACACACCAGCAUGGCCCGGAAGGGAGAGGGAAGAUGCUAGUGAACACAUGGCUUAUUUUGGGAUAAAAACAGUUGACAGAGUAAUUGAAUUUGAAUGCAGAAGUAAAGGAGAAAAACACAUGUGGACUGAGGGGAUCCAGCAUAUGUUGAAUUGCCGUGCCAACAUAACCUAAUGCUGAUAACAGUUUACAAUUUGAAAUACUGUAAAAUUGGAUUUUCAUUUUUUUUAACCAUCAUAACAAUUAACUUGUCGUGUACAUCAAAUGUCUAUGUUCAUGAUGAGAAAUGGCCAAGAUAAACAUUUUUAUUUGUUGUUACCGGGAGAUCCAACUGCACUAUAGCAAUAGUGGACUCUAGGCCAUCCAUCAAAGGAGGUUCAAGUCUAACUUGAACAAUCUGAGUGAUUGUAACUUUCCUGAAGCAAUAAUCUGUGCAAGUUCUCUCCCUGGUGUGAGUAUAAUGAAGUUUUAUUGUUAUUGUUGCUGUUGUUUCA
Molecule: messenger RNA, 2881 nt
Organism: Quercus robur (English oak)
Lineage: Eukaryota; Viridiplantae; Streptophyta; Magnoliopsida; Fagales; Fagaceae
Product: VAN3-binding protein
Exons: 9
Coding region: 1314-2561 (415 amino acids)
Source: RefSeq, a predicted model, not a curated record